Messenger RNA from Opisthorchis viverrini, 1492 nucleotides. RefSeq lists its product as hypothetical. The transcript has 4 exons. Lineage: Eukaryota; Metazoa; Platyhelminthes; Trematoda; Opisthorchiida; Opisthorchiidae. The record is from RefSeq and is a predicted model, not a curated record. Gene Ontology annotation, molecular function: protein binding. Bases 21 to 1430 code for a protein of 469 amino acids.
GUACUCAGAUAUCGGUCACGAUGCCGCUCCCUGCGGCCCUACUUGCUCGAUUAAAGAAACGCGGGAUUAUCUCCAGUGAACAGAAUGACGAAGAGGAAGUAUUCGCCGAGAAUUACGACGAAGAGACCGAGCCGGUGGCUGUACCAGCACCACACGAAAAACCGCAAACUUUGGGAAAAACCGUGAACAUGAUUAGCCCUGGUCCGAUCAUCGAGAACGGUAUCCUCGUAUACGAAUGUGCAGAUUGUCCAAAUAGACAAAAUGUGUACCAUCGUUGUAAGCCGUAUUGCUUCGAGCGGUACGGUAGACAGAAAUUCUCGGCAGAUAUGCGUUGGAUUCGGUUGAAAAAUCGUAUGCUGAGACGUUAUCCACUUCCCAGUCAUUGGAUUGAAGUUGGCGAUCCGGUUACUGGAAGAUUCUAUUAUUGGAAUACCAAGACGGACGAUGUGUGUUGGCUAUCCCCAUUGCAUCCGCGUGCGAAGAUCACCCAACCUGGUGACAUUGUUCUGGCCAACACACUCCGAGAACGAGAUGCUGCACGCGCAGCUGCUGGUGCUAUUACAGCGGCCGUGCUGAAUGCUGAAAAGAAACGCUCCGACCAGCGCGAUCGGAAUUCAGAUGAGGAAGGAGGUGAGGAUUAUGAAGGCGAGGAAGAGGAUGAUGAGGACGAAGUCAGUGGAAGCGAUCGGGAUAGCGACGAGGGUGUCGGCAGUCGACACGGUCGCGAUUCAGACCGAAGACGUGGACGUAGAGAACAUCGGCGUUCUCGGUCACCGGUGGGGUCCGACGAAGACCCUACCAGACGGCGGAACAGAUCUCAGCGAUGGAACACCCGUAGAGUCGAGCCGGAUGAGGAUCGGACCGAUCGGUCAGCUGGUCCUGGUGACCGCACAGGUACUAGCCAGAGCCAGACAACUGAGAAUGCGGAUGAUGAAUCGCCGGAUGGAGUACCUCUUCCAAGUGACUUUACUUCAAACAACUCCACACCAGCACAGGGGCUUACCCCAAGCCUCAUUUCGGUUCCGCCAUCUAAUUUCUUGUCCAUGCCACCUCCGCCACCCUAUUAUGCGGUUAACCAACCCCCUAUGGAUAGACUAUCAGAUGGCGCCAAUACUUCGAGGAAAGAUCAAAGACGUCCGGUCCCAUCUCGUUUCGAUCGAGGUGGGCGUCCCUCUGAACGAAGAAGAAAAGCCAUCGAAUCCGGGCCCCUGGAUCCCAUGGACCCAGCAUCUUACGGUGAAGCUCCUAGGGGGUCCUGGAGUUCGGGUUUAGAGGUCUCUGGAACGACGCCGGUCGCCAAAACGGGCGCAGAUGUGACUGCCUCGGGACCGCUCUACCAACAACGACCCUAUCCAAACCCCGGCGCUGUACUUCGAGCGAAUGCGGCUGCCGCACGUGAGGCAGCGCGUGACGACAAUGAUGAUGACUAACUGCUUUCCACAUACACUGGUUGUUUUUAUUCUCACCAUUUGUGUACACUGAUAAAGUUGAG